UGCAAGAUACGAUAGAAAUUUAGAAAAUUUAUCAUAUUCUUCACAUGGAAAGUAAAAUCUUGGUUAUCGGCCCGGAAGGCGGUGGAAAAACGAUGUUAUUGAAAAGACUCGAAAGUUACACAUCACAAAUGCCGUGUGUUGAGAGCGAUAUAAAAAUUGGUGAACCACCGUCAACCAUAGCAACAGUUGGAGUCAAUCUGACAUCAUUGAAAAUAAACAAAAUGAAAUUUUCCUUCAGAGAAUUAGGUGGUGCGAUGGCUCCCGUUUGGUCUAAUUACUUUAAAGAUUCAUCACAUUGUAUAUAUGUUAUAGACAUGGCAAAUAGAGAGCAGAUUUCAGCUUCUACUAUACUUUUACUGAAUUUGUUGUCUGCAACAGAAACCAACAAUUGGACUGUUUUAGUUUUGUUUAAUAAGAAUGAUAUACCGUGUGCAAUGUCUCGGAUGGAAAUAACUUCUAUUAUGCGUUUAGAAGACAUUAUUCAACGCUCAAAUCAAAAAAUAUCAGUUGUUGAGACUUGUUUACAUAAUGGUAGAGGAUUGUCACAAGUUGUUGAUUGGCUCAAGCAAACUUGCAAAGGAAAAUAAAAUUUCUCAAUACAGUUAUUUUUAAUUCAA
Xenia sp. Carnegie-2017 is the source of this 617-nucleotide messenger RNA. Its product is annotated as ADP-ribosylation factor-like protein 16. The transcript has a single exon. The record is from RefSeq and is a predicted model, not a curated record. NCBI's taxonomy places the organism in Eukaryota, Metazoa, Cnidaria, Anthozoa, Malacalcyonacea, Xeniidae. Gene Ontology annotation, molecular function: GTPase activity; GTP binding. Bases 45 to 587 code for a protein of 180 amino acids.